AUGGAUGCCAAUGGAACUUUUUCACUUGUAUUUAUUGAUGAUGUGACUGCUGACAAAAGCAGCAGGAUGAAUGCUGAAGUGUUUUGGGCAAUGUCAUCUGCUCGUAGUCAGCCAAAUGCUUCAUAACUCAUUGGACGGCGCUUUACAGUGCAGAUGGACAAUGACUCGAAGCAUACUGCGAAAGCAACCAGAGUUUUUUAAGGCAAAGAAGUGGAAUGUUCUGCAAUGGCCAAGUCAAUCACCUGACCUGAAUCCAAUUGAGCAUGCAUUUAACUUGCUGAAGACAAGACUGAAAGGAAAAUGCCCCUGAAGACAGUUGCAGUAGAGGCCUGGCAGAGCAUCACCAGGGACGAAACCCAGAAUCUGGUGAUGUCUAUGGGUUCCAGACGUAAGGCUGUCAUUAACUGCAAAGGAUUUGCAACCAAGUAUUAAAAGUGACAAUUAGAUUUAUGAUUAUGUUAGUUUUCCAAUUACUUUUGGUCCCUUAAAAUGGGGGGGGGGGGCACAUAUAAAAGUUGUUGAAAUUCCUACACAGCUUCUCCCUGAUUUGGAUGUAAAUAUCCUCAGAUUAAAGCUGAAAGUCUGCACUUAAAGCACAUCUUGAUUGGUUCAUUUCAAAUCCAAUAUGGUGGUGUACAGAGCCAAAAUGAUAAAUUGUGUCAAUGUCCAAAUAUUUAUGGACCCAACUGUAGAUCUGACAUCUAGACAACAGCUUUUUCUUUUAAAUAUGUUUAAUGGUGGCCCGCUCCUUUCACCCCCCACACUUAUCAACUGUCUCCCCUUUGCCGAUUUUGUGAUGGGAAUUGGGGAACGAAAACACUCGUUGUGUCUCGUGAAUUACCAAGCGUCUAUUGGUAGUGUAGGGCUCAGAUAUAUGCAUUUACAAUUGCGAAAUGUGAUGGAAAAACGAUUGGCCACAACAAUGGCCAAUUGUUACACCAACAAUAUACCCUGACCCUGCAGGCACAGUUUUAGGUGAAACUGUGUUGAUUUUCCAAGCGUUGAUUGGGAUACUGCGUUUCUUUUUCCGCGAUUAUAAAUCUAAAUGAAGCACUGACUAAGUAGGCCUAAGUUGAAAAAAAAAAUGUCAGUAAAAAUGGUCAUCCAGUUUUCAUCCUGAACGCCAGGUAGGCCUUUCCUAUGUGAGCGUGUCAGGGUGUGUGUAAGAGGGAGGGACAGAGAUGUCCUAUUUAGGCUUCCAUUCCCAGAAUGCCGUGUGUUGCCCGGAUUGUGCGAGUUUGGCUGAAGAAGCAACGGAUGUCAUAACGGAUCACACUGUAGCACACUGGAGCCAGCUGCCAAACCGAGGCACAGCAGACCUAACUACACGGAACCAGGGCAUACCGGGUAAAUCACCAUGACAACAGAACCGGAAGCUCCACCCCCGCAGGAAGCUCCUCUCCCACAGGAAGCUCUUCCCCCACAGGCAGAGUCAUUCCCCACGGCCGCCGCCCACAGCACACCUGUCAGAAAGGAGCAGGGUGUGGAGCGAGUGGAGGCUGGCCUGGAGGUGACCCAGUCUGAGGAGGAUCAAGCAUCUCACCUCUCCUCCUCCUCCAAGAUCAAUCGUUCUCCAGCCAGGACCAGCAGGAGCCUGAGGAACAUGCACUGCAAGGUCACCCUGCUAGACGGCUCCGAUUACACCUGCUCUGUGGAGAAGCGUGAGCGUGGCCAUGUGCUGUUUGACAAGGUGUGUGAGCACCUCAACCUGCUAGAGAGGGACUACUUUGGCAUCACAUUCCGAGACCUCGACAACCAGAAGAACUGGCUGGAUCCCUCCAAGGAGAUGAAGAAACAGAUCAGAGGCGUGGCUUGGAACUUCUCCUUCAACGUCAAAUUCUACCCUCCUGAUCCCACACAGCUGUCAGAGGACAUCACCAGGUACUACCUGUGCCUGCAGCUGAGGGAUGACGUGGUGUCUGGACGUCUGCCCUGCUCCUUAGCCACUCACACUGUCCUGGGUUCCUACACCGCCCAAUCAGAGCUGGGGGACUACGACCCUGAGGAGUCGGGGCCAGACUACAUCAGCGAGCUGCGCUUUGCCCCCAACCAGACCAAGGAGCUGGAGGACAAGAUCAUGGACCUGCACAAGAACUACAAGGGAAUGACACCAGCUGAGGCUGAAAUGCAUUUCCUGGAGAAUGUCAAGAAGCUCUCCAUGUACGGGGUGGACCUCCACCAUGCAAAGUUGGUAGGAACCCUGUUUGAGUGCUUGUCUCCAGCUAAGGGGGAGGACUCGGAGGGUGUGGAGAUCAUGCUGGGUGUGUGUUCCAGCGGGCUGCUGAUCUACAGAGACCGUCUGAGGAUCAACCGCUUCGCCUGGCCCAAAGUCCUCAAGAUCUCCUACAAGAGGAACAACUUCUACAUCAAGAUACGACCUGGAGAGUUUGAACAGUUUGAGAGCACCAUUGGCUUCAAACUUCCCAACCACAGAGCAGCCAAGAGGCUGUGGAAGGUCUGUGUGGAGCACCACACCUUCUUCAGGCUUGUGUCCCCAGAGGAGCCUCCCAGGAAGUUUCUGUCUCUGGGUUCGAAGUUCCGCUACAGCGGCAGGACCCAGGUCCAGACCCGACGAGCCUCAUCCCAGAUCGCCCGGCCAGCUCCCUUCUUCCAGCGCUCCACCAGUAAACGCUACAUCAUGUCCCGCAGUUUGGAUGGAGCCCAGAGGAACAGUCCCAGACACAGCCUGCCUGUGUCCCCAGCAGCCAGAGCUCCUGUCAGUGUUAACGGCUCUAGAUCUUUACCCAGACCUACUACACAUAGAGAUUCAGAGAUGGGCUCGGGCUUGUACGCAGCAUCGAAGGGCAUCGCCAUGAGUGACCUGAUCACCACAGUGACACCAGAGAAGAGGGUAGAGGAGUGGAAAGUGGAGGAGCAGGUGGAGGAUAAGAAAGUAAUGUGGAGGGUGGAGGAGAGGAGAGCGGUAGGGGUGGAAGAGAGGAGAGUGGUAGAGGUGGAGCAGAGGAGAGCAGUAGAAGUGGAGGAAGAGGAUGAGACAACAAAGGUUUCAGAGGUCUCUCAACCCAGCCCCCCGACACCUGUACGUCAAGACACCAAGACUGAGCUGACAGACACAGCUGUAGAUGGAGAUCUCACAGCCACUGAGUCGGAACAGGAGGACGAGUCUGAGUUGAAAACACAGGACACGUUGGGGAGCCCUGAGGAGCUGCAGAAGCACCAGAGCCACAUCACCAACCUUAAGAGGAGCUUCAUGGAGUCUGGUGCCGUCUCUGCUGGCCUCAGUGAAUGGGAGAAGAGGUUGUCCUCCUCCCCUCUGCGCUUGCCACGCCUGGACGAUGCCCCCAUGAUAGAACCCCUGGAACCCGAGGAGGACUGUGAUGGCUGGGUGAUAGUCAGUAAGGUCCCUCCCCAGGUAGCAGACAAGACCAACGCAGUCAGCUACAGCAGGCUGGCCGUCACAAGCAGGGCUCAAGCUGUGGUCACGACCCUGGGUCAAGGGGGCAGGGAAAGGAGCUACGCCCUUGGACAGGAAGCUAAGGAGAAGAGCUACACCCUUGGACAGGAAGCUAAGGAGAAGAGCUACACCCUUGGCAAGAGUUAUGACACCACCUCUGGCAAGAUCGUAACCAUGACUACCAAGUCCAAGGAGGAAGGGGAGGUGGUUGCCGCAGCAGCAUUUGCCCAAGAGCUGAGAAGAGGGGUGGAGCAAGCCACUGCUACGGUCAAGAUAAUUCCUGUGGAGACAGACAGUGAUGUCUCAUGCCCAGGAGGCAUGGCUAGGCUGGAUGGCAGAGGGACCACACCCCUUAUCACCAUCAGAGAGGCACGCACCCCAACCUCCCCUCCAGGGCCCCUCUCCCCUCAUGGCCUUGGGCCAGAAGCAGGGUUAAGUCAGGUGUCCAGUCCCAGAUUGAGCCUAGGGUCAGGGUCUGGCCUGGGUCUAGGGUCAGGUCUGGGCUCCAGCCUGGCUUUAGGCCUAAGGAGCAACAGGAGCCAGGAGCUCCAGGAUCAGAAAGAGCUGCUGAAGGAACCUGGACACCUGGGAGAUAAGACCACCCCUCUCACCCCCCUCACCCCCCUCACCCCAUUCACCCCUCUGUCCCCCCUCUCCCCCCGCUCCCCCUUGCCCAAGUCCCCCAUGGUGGACCUACGUCUCAGCCCUGCCCCCCAGCCCUACCUGACCAGAACAUCCCCCUGUGCAAGAGUGCCCAAGCCAACGUUUGAUGAGAUGUCCCCAGAGCUGACGGCUCUGCUGCAGUCGGCCAGAGAGCAAACUAGUCCUCGUGUCUGGCCUCCUGGCCCCUCCUCUGGACUCACGCUACUGAAGACCGGCGAGACUCUGGAGAGAGUUGUCACAGCAACAGAGAAGGAUUCCUCUCUAGAUCAAGACCAGAUAAUAGAGGAGCAGCUAGAGGCGAAGCUAAAGCAGGAACAAGAAGUCCAGGUAGAGAUGGAGGAUGGUGCAGAACAGGGGCUGCUAGGAGAUGUUCCUGAGUCAGGGUCUGAGAGCGGGGCAAGCGAGCUCAGUGAUGUUCUCAGCAUAGCGUCCCUGGCUGCUGCUGCCCAGACCACUGUGGACCAGGUCCUACAGGCAGCCAUUAGGGAGGCAGGGGGGUUGGAGAAGGAGGAGCAGAGGAGGCAGGAAGAGGAGGAGCAGGGGGAGGAGGAGCAGGAGGAUGAGGUGGAGGACCAGGUUGGGUUGAAGGAGGAGCAGGGGGGGCUGAAGGAGAAGGGGAACCAGGGGGAGCAGGAGGAGGAGCAGGGUCAUCGCCUUAUCCAUGGUCUAGGUUUGGAUGUGAGUCUGGCUCCCAGUCCCUGUCCUGAUCCUGGUUCUGGGGAGGAGGAGUCUGUUUCUGAGGGGAACAGUGAGGACUGGAGGGAUUCUGGAGACAUCUCUCCCCCCUCCUCCCUCGCCUCCCCCUCCUCCUUACAAAGGAGGCAACAUGAUGAAUGGACCAGGGUGGAUCACCCAGACUCCAACAGCACUACUGAGCCUCUGACGAAGAUUUCAUCUGUGCAGCAGUCAGAGGUUGUGACCUUUAGCAGCUUUGCAGAAGAAGGGCUGGGAGAGGAUGUUCACACCGCCAUGAAAACCAUAACUUACCAAACACUGGAGGGUGGCACUAAGGUAGAGCCUGAUGCAGGUGUUCUGAUGAGCGCCCAGACCAUCACCUCUGAGACCAGCAGCACCACUACCACCACGCAUAUCACCAAGACUGUGAAGGGAGGAAUCUCUGAGACACGAAUCGAGAAGAGGAUUGUGAUCUCUGGAGAUGCAGACAUUGACCAUGAUGAGGCUCUGGCCCAGGCCAUCAAGGAGGCCAAAGAGCAGCAUCCCGACAUGUCGGUGACCAGGGUGGUUGUGCACAAGGAGACGGAGAUCUCACCUGAGGAAGGGGAGGAGUGACAGGACUGAGGCUCACUGACCUGGAGGGUUCUGAAGAGUUCCAGAAGGUCACCUGCUCGAUCCCUACAGGAUCACACAAGCUGCUCCACGACAGACAAGACUGCAUCUGAGCACUACUGGACUAGCACACACACAUGCAUAAAUGCCCACUCUUUAUAUCUCACCAAGACACACACACACACACACUCUAAGAGCUCCCUGGCAAUCAGGCGUCUGCUGGUCCUUACAGGAACAUGUUUGUUGCAUGACAAGGGAACCGUUCUGUUGUACGACCUCAUCUCCAUGUUGUGGUCUUGAGUUGCAGGGAAAGAGUCUGUCUAUUUAUUUACUCUCAAUACUCUCUUAGUGAACUGAAUGUGAACAAGUACCUAUUUAUUCUGUAGACAUGCCAAAACACACUCUCUCCUUGUACCCUCAAAUGUUAAGUAAGUACGUUUUUACACAUCUACAUGUUUAUUCAGCUUACAAGCUCAGUAGGCCAGAAGAAAAUGUUUUUCCUUGUUUUGUUUGUAUAUACGACCAUUUGCAUUAUAAACCUAACCGUCCUUGAUGAGUGUCUUCAUCCACACACAAGCCUCAGCAGAACUAACAGAUAGCAACUGCCACAGUUCUGCCUAAAUCCCUGUGUCUCUCUGAGACAAUCACACUGUGUCACCCUGACCCCUUUCUCAUCCACCACCAUGGCUCUGCCCAGUAUCCAUAAUUCCCACAACUCUGAAAUAAACUGAAAAAUAAAUCUAUCUACUGUCUCUUUCUGUCUGCUGUGUGUUCUGUGGGUUGCUGUGAAGCCUGUGUGUGCAGGGUUCAGUGGGACCCCAGCAUGGCUGGACAUGGCCUGGAACUGGAAGCACGUUUGAAGAAUAUAGGGUUUUUGUUACUAAAAUGUGACAUUCCCACCCCUCACUGUGAAUAAUAAUAUGCAGCAGGCUCUAUUAGGCCUCAGGAAUCAUUAAUGAAAGGUUAUUGGUGGUCCAGUGCCAGCCGUUUUAGACCCACCUUCU
This is a messenger RNA of Hypomesus transpacificus, 6369 nucleotides long. Its product is annotated as band 4.1-like protein 3. The record is from RefSeq and is a predicted model, not a curated record. The transcript has 25 exons. Gene Ontology annotation, cellular component: cytoskeleton; plasma membrane. Gene Ontology annotation, biological process: cortical actin cytoskeleton organization. Bases 1358 to 5368 code for a protein of 1336 amino acids. Gene Ontology annotation, molecular function: structural molecule activity; actin binding. NCBI's taxonomy places the organism in Eukaryota, Metazoa, Chordata, Actinopteri, Osmeriformes, Osmeridae.